Messenger RNA from Zootermopsis nevadensis, 2753 nucleotides. NCBI's taxonomy places the organism in Eukaryota, Metazoa, Arthropoda, Insecta, Blattodea, Termopsidae. The record is from RefSeq and is a predicted model, not a curated record.
UGUGACGAAUCUGAAAAUGAAUACAGUAACGGUGCACAAAGUGGAAGCAGUUUACCGAGUGUGGCACGUCCUACUGCUUUUACAUGGGAGAACAUGGAAAACUAUGUAGGACAAAGAGAACAAUUUGUCGGCAGUUGUGGGCCUCAAAAUGAAGGGAAAAAUGUGAUUGAAGCUGUGAAUGUGUUCAAACUCUUUUUCACUCACGAGCUGAUAGCUCUAUUUGUGUGUGAAACAAAUCACUGUGCAGAGCAAUGCAUAAAUUGUAGGAGCCUUCCUAUACCAUUUCGAUCAAGGAUAAGAGAAUGGAAACCUCUCUCUGAUGAUGAAAUGUACGUUGUUUUGGCACUUUUCAUGUUGAUGGGAAUAGUCCAGAAGCCUACACUGAGGUCUUAUUUUUCAAAAAAUUCUCUUUUGGCAACACCUAUCUUUGGCCCGGUUUUUCUAUGGACAGAUUUGAAUCUGUCUGCAAAUUUAUUCACUUUAGUAACAAUGACAGCAAAGACACAUACCAGGGCCCUCCAAAGCUUUUCAAAUUAUAUCCUGUUAUUUCCUAUCUGAACAAAAAAUUUCAAAAUUUGUACAUACCAGGUCAGAAUAUUGCAAUAGAUGAGUAACUGACUCUAUGAAAAGGAAGACUGUCAUUCAAGCAGUAUAUUCCACUAAAAUCUUCAAAAUUUGGGAUCAAGAAGUAUGAGCUUUGCGAGUCCAAUUCAGGAUAUUUGUGGUCUUUCAUCAUUUACACAGGAAAGGACACAGUUGUCACGUCAUCAUUGAUAUCAGAGGACACAAACAAAACAUCAGCCAUUGUGUUAUCUCUAGUGGAGCCAUUACUGGGUAGGGGACAUACAUCGUGGAUGGACAACUUCUACAAUGCACCAGCACUAGCUCAGAUACUGAAAUCAUUGAAGACUGAUUGUGUUGGUACUCUCCGAAUAAAUAGGAAAGAUGUUCCUCUAGCUGUCAAAGAGAAGAAACUAAAGAAGGGGGAGCUAAUAGCUCAACAUUCUGGCCCUGUAUCUGUCCUAAAGUGGAGCGACAAGAAGAAUGUUACCAUGAUUUCAACAUACCAUGGUGAUGAUACACAAAAAGUGAAGACCAAGGGUGGGCAGGAAAAGGAAAACCCUGCGUCAGUCCUGGACUAUAACAAAAACAUGAUAGGGGUUGAUCUGAAAGAUCAGCUCCUACACAAUUACCUCUUGGAAAGAAAGAAAAUGACCAAGUGGUACAUCAAAAUGUUUAUGAGGUUGCUAAAUGCGACAAUUCUAAAUUCUAUGAUAAUCUGCAGGGCAAAUUCACCGGGAAUAGAAGUUGAACACUUGAAAUACAGGGUGGAUCUAGUGCAGGCUCUCCUAGUUGAACAUGGUGGUGGGGUAGAAAGGAAUGUUCCAGGGAGACAUUCCACAGACAAGACUGUGCCCCGACUAAUUGAAAGACAUUUUCCGGAGAGAAUUCCUCCAACAGAGAAAAAGUCACGACCUACAAAGCGUUGUGUGGUGUGUUACAAGCAGGGCAAGAGAAAGGAGACAGUGUUUUGGUGUCCUGAUUGUGAGGCUGGUCUCUGUGUUGAUGGCUGUUUCAAGAUAUUCCACACAAAACUCAACUUUUAAGGUAAUUUUUUUUACAUAUCUAUAAAGCAUAGUGUGUUGUGAACAUUUUGUUCAAAGUUUCACUAAAAUUCAUCAAUUAUUAGGGAAGUUGUGCCCAUAUAAGUAAAAUGACUUUCAAGCUCAAAAUUAAAUCCCCAAGCAGAAAAUCCUCCCACAGCACAGUAUAGACUUUGGAUUUAAAUGCUCCCAUGCUGAAGGGUUAAUUGUGCUUGUUCUGUGACCUUUAUUAGAAGCUACGACUGUCUCGCCUCUUAAGUCACAUAUCUGUUGUGAUGGAUGGUAAAGCUGUGGAAAUCAUGCGUUGCAGAACGGAAUGAGUGGUUACAAAAUGUAACAGGUGAUGAAACAUGGAUUAUGUAUGAUUCUGACGGUAAGUAGUGGGUCUCUUCAAGCUCACCAAGACCAAAAGGAGCUUGUGCCUCUCAGUCAGCAGUUAAAGAUAUGGUGAUAAGUGGUUUUUGAUUGUAGUGGAAUAAUUUACAUGCACGCAGUACUGCCUAACACAAUUGGCAUGGAGCUUACUACUGUUCAUUUCUCAAAACCCUCAUGGACCACAUCAAAGGAAAAUGACUGUAGCUUGUUGGAAAAUGGAUGCUUUAUAAUGACAAUUCCACACCUCAUAAAAGGCAGCUUUGAGGAUAGCACACCCAGACCACAGAAGCUGCAGUCGAAGCUGCUGAGGCGAUUUUAAAAGUGUCCAAAAAUGGUUUCAACCAUGUCUUUAAUAAUUGACAAAAAUGCUGGGACAAAUGUAUUGAGUUCAGAGGAGCAUAUUUUGAAAAGAAACAGUUGUGUUUUAGAAUAAAGGAGGUAUGUUUUUAAAAAAAUCAUUCUCAGUCUUUAUUGAACAGCUGUCUUAUAACACUAUUUUCAUGAUUGUAUGUGUCUGCUCUAGAUCUUUUGACAGAUUUUUUAAACAAUUAUCAAAACUGACAUUUCAUACAAAAUAUUUAGUUGUUAUGACAUACCUUUUAUAUUUCUUCUAUAAUGUGCUUUCAUUUGGUUCCCUCACAUGUGUGUGAUCUUCUGCCUAUGCUAUAGUUCUUGGUAAUUCACUCUCUUGCCUUUCUUUACUUUUUUUGUUGUUUCAUCCAUUACCAUGUUGAACAACACACUAGUUGAAACACUUCCCAGCCUAUCAGCUUU